AUGUACCUUCGCGCCGUGCACGCCGAAUUCAACAUCCCCGCCCUGCGGCAUUUUAUCCGAGAGAAUCCCCUGGGGUUAUUGAUCACGUCCUUAUCGUCGCCCAAUUUUCCAACUAUACAAUGCACGCACAUCCCAUGGCUCCUCGAUGUCGAAGAUGACUCGAGCGAGACAGAACUCGGCAGACUGCGCGGACAUCUCGCAAGGCAAAAUCCGCAUUCAAAGGCGCUGAUUGAAGCCGCCACUCAAAAGCAGCAAAGUCCAUCAGAUAAUAAUAAUAAUAAUGGCACUUCCCCAUCCAGCACCGGCACCAAAAGCCUCAGGGAAGAAGUUUCCGUCAUCUUCAACGGGCCGGCACACCACUACGUGACGCCCAAAUUCUACGUCGAGACCAAACCUGCCACGGGAAAAGUCGUGCCGACGUGGAACUAUUCGGCGGUGCAAGUUUACGGGACCGCCACUGUGCAUUAUGACACUCAUCUUGAGGUAACGGGCAGAUUUCUCCAGCGGCAGAUCAGCGACCUGUCAAACCACGCCGAGACGACGGUCAUGGGUUACGAAAGACCGUGGAGCGUCGAGGACGCGCCUGAGCGGUAUAUCGAGCUGCUCAAGAAGAACAUCAUCGGGAUCGAGAUUGAAGUCACCCGCUUAGAAGGUAAGUACAAGAUGAGCCAGGAGUUGGGCAAAGCGGACCGGGAGGGCGUGAUCAAAGGGUUUGCGGCCCUCAACACCGAGGUCGGGGAUUUGGUGGCCAAGACGGUCGAGCUGAGAGGAGAGCUGAAGGACUCGCAAAAGACGGUUGGAGAGACUCGUGCUUGA
This is a messenger RNA of Fonsecaea multimorphosa CBS 102226, 816 nucleotides long. RefSeq lists its product as uncharacterized. Bases 1 to 816 code for a protein of 271 amino acids. The record is from RefSeq and is a predicted model, not a curated record. The transcript has a single exon. NCBI's taxonomy places the organism in Eukaryota, Fungi, Ascomycota, Eurotiomycetes, Chaetothyriales, Herpotrichiellaceae.